Messenger RNA from Pundamilia nyererei, 2156 nucleotides. RefSeq names its product bone morphogenetic protein receptor type-2-like. Gene Ontology annotation, molecular function: transforming growth factor beta receptor activity; ATP binding. Bases 25 to 1542 code for a protein of 505 amino acids. The record is from RefSeq and is a predicted model, not a curated record. Gene Ontology annotation, biological process: protein phosphorylation; cellular response to growth factor stimulus; BMP signaling pathway. Gene Ontology annotation, cellular component: signaling receptor complex; plasma membrane. The transcript is spliced from 11 exons. Lineage: Eukaryota; Metazoa; Chordata; Actinopteri; Cichliformes; Cichlidae.
CUUCGCCGCUCAGGGUGAAUAAACAUGCUAGUAGAAAGGUGGUGGCUGAUUUUGGCCUUGGAAUGUAUUAUGUGCAUCUACAGCAAGCCCUUACAGCAGAAGAGAAGGUGUUUUUUUCAAAUAACAGAAAGUACAAAGCAUAACUACAGGCAGAAUAAGAAAUACACUGCUGCAGGCAGUGUGAGCGGGUCAGUGCAAGUUUGUGAGACCACGGACUGUUGCGUGGGCUACUACCGGAUUAUUAACGGCACACCAAAAGCUGACAUUCUUGCUUGUGAUAGAAUUGAAAAGUCAUGCCCAGAUGAAACCUGCAAGGCACAAACACGCAUCAACAAUCAAUUCUUGACGUGCAUGUGCAACACAGACCUCUGCAAUGGCAACAUUACUUGGGGAAAAGAACAGACUUCACACCCCUACUCUUAUUUUUCAGUCGUCUUCAUGAAAAAGGCUGUGAAACCUCUGGUUGGGAUUUUGCUCUUUAUGUGUUUCUGGAUCGUUGCUGCUCAAUGGAGAAGUUGCCUAAAAAAGAAAAAGAAGAAUCUACAGUCCCCCAGUCAUGAUUACCACAUCCGACCCUCCUGUUCCUGCCAAAUGACAAAAACCUCUGAGAUCGACAUCAGUCAGAUCGAGCUACAGCAGAUUGUGGGCCGAGGGCAUUUUGCAACUGUUUUUCAAGGGACAUACCAGGGCUCUGUGGUGGCUGUCAAAUUUUUACCUGCAGCCUAUGAACAUAAUUUUAACACAGAAAAGGAGAUUUAUGAGCUACUGCUGUCAAAGCAUACUAGCAUUGUGAACUUUCUCGGUGCUGGGAGGAAACCAGAUGACAAAAGCUGGUUCAUCGUGCUGCAGUUUGCUGAAUAUGGAUCUCUUCAUUCCUUUUUGUCAAAACAAACCACGAGCUGGAUGUUCUCACUGAACCUGUGCCAGUCGCUAUCACAGGGACUUUCCUAUCUCCACUCUGACCUUCUCAGCCACGAUUUGCACAAACCUCCUGUGGCCCACAGAGACCUCAGCAGCUCCAACGUGCUGGUGAAGGCGGAUGGUACCUGUGCCCUGUGUGAUUUUGGAUGCUCCACCAUUCUGCGUUCUUGUUCAGAGCCUUACCGCAGGCACAACCAGAAUAAAAACACGAAGUGUAUUCAACUGGGCACGCUGCACUACAUGGCUCCUGAGAUCCUGGAAGGCUUUGUGAACCUGAACGAAAGCAUGUUUCUCAUGCAGGGUGACGUUUAUGCUUUGGGUCUGCUGCUGUGGGAGAUCUGGAUGUGCUGCUAUGAUUUAUUUGAAGGCGGAGCUGCACCACAGCAUCUUUUGCCAUAUGAACUAGAGCUGGGAAGCAAUGUAACACUGGAGAGCCUCAUGCUGUACGUGUCCUAUAUGGACAAAAGACCCUGUAUACCUGAACACUGGGAACUGCUACCACAGGGAGCUGCGCUGAGGGAGCUCCUGGAGGAUUGCUGGGACAGUGAUUCAGAAGCCCGACUGACAGCUCACAGUGUUGUGGAAAGAAUAACCUCUCUUCAGUCUUCUUACUCUCUGUGACUUCUUUUUCUGUUGUCUUUUCAGGUAGACAUGAUUUUGUACUGCUUUCCUUCAGAAACCUUUUUCUGCAUCAGCUGCCAUAAUGAUCUCUUAUCUGGCAGUUCUGAUAUAAAGUGAACUCUGAUAGCAUUACUCAGCAGGCUCAUAGGCAUUUCUGUCCCAGUUUACUCAGAGCUAUACUGACAAGGAGACUGAAUUUCAUCUCAUUAAUACCACUGACGCCUUACUUCAGCAGGAACUGGUUUCACUGUUUCUUUUAAAGCCCACAGGAUUUGUGUUCGUGCUAAUGGAAAGCCCUGUGGUAUAUAUUACAAAAGAGAACCGACCAAAGUAGCAGCCAUGCAAAACAUCUCAGAAAUGCAACAAAUAUCACCCAAAAAGCAAAUGUUUCAUACGCAUAAACUCAAUUUAAAUUGAACCUCUCCCUAAACGGUCACUCCUAAAAAAACGAAAAAGAAAAAAGAUAAGAUCAGAGUGUUUCCUUUGUUUCUUACUAAAUAUUCCAUGAUCAAUUGUAAGUGGGAUUAUUGGAAAGUGCAAGUAUUUAUUUCAGUUUUAAAUUUCAAGCUAAAUCUAAUUUUUAGGUCUUCACACAAAGAAACAUGAAAUUCAUG